GUUUCAUUUUCAGAUCAUUCUUGAUGGUUGUCUAUACUCUCAACUUUCACUUGAUAUCACCGCGUUCUGGAGAUUGCCAGAUGUGAUCCACGCAUAUGGCCAUGUCACGAGAUGACACCAAAAGAUACCCUUACUUGCUGGCGGCUGCGACGGUCCAGUCCAGCCCAUCGACUGGUACUUCAGGUGCAAAUCAACUGGAGGAGGAUGUAGACAUGGAUGAUGAGCGAGUGGAUGCUCACGCCCGCCCGGGUCUCGCGAGACCAACGUAUCUGGCGAUAGACACGAACAUCUUUCUGGACAAAUUACGGCUGGUGAAAGCGCUGCACACGUUUUUGAGCACGACUCUGGCGGGAUGUAUAUUGGUACCUAGCGCCGUGAUCAAUGAGUUGGAUAGUCUAUCCAAAUCAGACAUCGUAGCUGGAGUAUCGCCAGAAGGCGAUGUACACCUAUCCGACUUGGCUAGGGUUGCGACAGCUUGGUUGCUACAAGUCGCCCGAAAACCUAAAGAAGAGAGGGUGAUCAGGUGUCAAAAGUGGUCCGAACGGCUAGACACAGAGCUAAGGAAAGGAGACGACAAGAUACUCGAUUGUUGUUUGUUCUUUGCCAGAGAGGCAAAGGUCUCGCUAUGGACGAAUGAUCAGAAUCUCUCCUUACUCCACUCUUCCUGACCCGACGGAGCCGACGUCCGACCCUAUCCGACUCGUUCGCGACUUGGUGGAUCGACUCGACUCGCUUGAACAAAAUGUUUCAACUCGGAUCAACAUUGGAGAUCCAGACAUGAUGGACGAUUACAAACGACUGCUUCAAUGUAUCUCUGGAUCUCGCGAUAUUCUUCUCUUUCUCACCCCCGCCUCUGCUCGCUCAACCAGAAGGAUCCGACCUGGCGAAGUCUGCUCAGCUUUGAUUAUCCUGGCCGAUAAUCUCCAACGUCUAGUUGGUGAAGGGGAUCCAAAGGCCUUACUAGAUCUGUCCGCACUUGUUCGCACGGUAGAGAGCUAGCACUUGUAUACUAUAGCAGAAACGUCAUCAAUGCAUAAACACAACCUUCCGAAACCAAGGUCUAUAAUCAUACAAUGAGGUGCUAGCCUCUUUUCGUGUCUAUGUAUGCCUUGCUUCUCAGGCUAGGAUGCAGCUGGGACAC
Messenger RNA from Kockovaella imperatae, 1141 nucleotides. RefSeq names its product PIN domain-domain-containing protein. Bases 96 to 668 code for a protein of 190 amino acids. The transcript has 4 exons. Gene Ontology annotation, cellular component: nucleus. NCBI's taxonomy places the organism in Eukaryota, Fungi, Basidiomycota, Tremellomycetes, Tremellales, Cuniculitremaceae. The record is from RefSeq and is a predicted model, not a curated record.